Loa loa (African eye worm) is the source of this 310-nucleotide messenger RNA. RefSeq lists its product as hypothetical. NCBI's taxonomy places the organism in Eukaryota, Metazoa, Nematoda, Chromadorea, Rhabditida, Onchocercidae. The transcript has 2 exons. The annotation marks the transcript as partial. The record is from RefSeq and is a predicted model, not a curated record.
UGAGAAACCUGAGGUUGGAAAUCAGGUCAUACUGACACUUCAGAGAUUCCGCAAUUGGGCUAUUGAGCGUGGUAUGACACCAAUACUCCAUGCUGGCACACUGCUUGGUUGGUAUCGAGAAUGCGGUAUUAUACCAUAUACACACGAUAUCGACUUUACGGUCUUCAUCGAGGAAUACUAUAACAAAUUUCCUGAAGAUGUUAUGAAUAGUUCGUUUAUCAAACUUAGUCUGCGAUUCAACAGAGUGAGUUACAGCACAGCGUUGGUAUCAGUAAGAAAAGGACAAAUAAAUGAUGAAUUAAUUGGUUGA